AUGGCGUCGACCGGUUUGCGCGAUGACGCUUUCAAGAAUCUGCCGGGGGACGAUUGCGUUCAGGGGGAAUCUGGAGGUCUAAAGCCGCCGGAUAUCAGUCGAAAGAUCACCGCCUGCGUUGCAUGUCGCAAGCAAAAAAUCAAAUGUCACAUGCCCCAGGGGCAAGCGCCAUGCGUUCGAUGCAGGAAGAGAGGUCUUUCAUGUACUGUGAACCGCAGCCUCCAGAUGUUGCUACAGGAUCAUACAACAUGGAAGUCUACCAUGAUGACAAGGAUGCAAAGCUUCGAGAUGGCCAUGGCCAGGGUCGGGGAACGACUUUCAAUGCCUGAAUUGCAAAAUGUGUCCGAGUCACCAGACUUUGCCCAGCUCUCCCCGGAUAGUAACCAUGACAUUGAGCCACCCCGGCCGAAUUUCCAACCUCAGCGGGCCUGGGACAUAGUCAUGGACCCAGACUGCGGUCCAGCAUCAAUACCAGCCUCUUGCGUAGCCGAAGGUCAAAAGCAAACGUCUCCCGGUGACUUACGGUCUGCAAGACCCCCGGAUUUUAUCUCUCGUGGACGUCUCGAUCACUUCCUCUAUCGAAUUCUGGGCCAUCAUCAUAGCCUCAGCAGUGUACGAGAGAGCUCUCCAUUGCUCACUGCUGCGAUCUGCUCUGUAGCCGCUCUUCAUUUGAACGAAGCCGGCCAUCUUUUCGGGCGCUGCUAUACAGCGUUCAAGAACACAGUGACGUCCCAGAUGUUCUCCAAGGAAAACAACUUAGACGAUGUACGCGGAAUGUGCAUAGGUGCAUUUUGGCUAAGCCAAAUUUCUUGGACGCUUGUCGGCAUGGCUGUGCGGAUCGCCACUGAGAUUCAACUACAUCGCGGAAUUCAUCAAGCAUUACAGGGAGAUAAAGCAGGGUAUUACCAGACCCGUGUAUACUACCUUGUGUAUGUCUGUGACCACCACUUUUCGGUGACAUAUGGCCGUCCGCCGAUGACUCGAGAAUGCCACUCGAUAGCUGCUGCUAGUCGAUUUUUAGAGACAGAAAAUGCAACCGAAGAUGAUGCAAGGCUCGUUAGCCAACUGCUCAUCUGGACUGUCAAUACGAAUAUUUUUGACAGCUUUGGGGUUGAUGUGGACACCCCGUUGGCUGCACAUGAAUGGUCGCAGCUUCGUCGGCACUCCAUUGCCCUGGAUAUCUGGUACGCAGAUUGGAGUGAACGAUUCCGUCCAAACCAAAACGUCGGCAACUAUCCCCGCCAGGGCGUUGGUUUGCACUUCAACUUUGCAAAGCUAUACUUGUGUUCGCAUGUCUUCCGUGGUGCACCAUCAAAUGGCAGUGCCCAGAGUGACUUUCCGCAGGAUCUGGAAGAUAUCGCUAACACCGCAGUUCUCUCAGCUACAUCUAUACUGCGUGUUAUUGUAUCUGACGGAGAACUUCAGGCGCAUUUGAAUGGAUUACCGCUAUACUUUGAUACAAUGAUUGCUUUUGCAGUUGUAUAUCUCCUCAAAGUCGCAACCAAAUACUCUAAUAUCGUGAGAAUCGACGCGACCAAGAUGUUGGAUCUCGUUGAGCAGACGGUCACAGUCCUCAGACAGGUUACGGUACCCAUGCACGAGCAACAUUUGCUGGUCUGCAUCGUGGAUGGAAUAGAGAAACUAUUUAAAAAGUCCCAGGAAGCGGCACAAAUGAAUCUUAGCUCAUCAAUGAAUGUUGACUUCCAAUGGAUUGACAACAUGGGGGACUUUGACAUUCUAUCUUCGCAUCAUGAUGUGUCAGGUCCUGGUCCGUGGUCUCUUGACUUUUAA
Molecule: messenger RNA, 1791 nt
Organism: Aspergillus candidus
Lineage: Eukaryota; Fungi; Ascomycota; Eurotiomycetes; Eurotiales; Aspergillaceae
Product: Zn(II)2Cys6 transcription factor
Exons: 6
Coding region: 1-1791 (596 amino acids)
Biological process (GO): regulation of DNA-templated transcription; DNA-templated transcription
Molecular function (GO): zinc ion binding; DNA-binding transcription factor activity, RNA polymerase II-specific; DNA binding
Source: RefSeq, a predicted model, not a curated record